AAAAAUAGAGAAAGUACGUAUCUUCCCGCCAUCUGUACAAUGCGAAACUUGUGGUUAAUAAGUAAUCAAGACACCUUUUUGUUAUCCUCUAAUCUCUCUCUCACUCUCUCUCAUGGCCUCCUCUUCUCUACCACUCUCUCUCCCAUUCCCUCUCCGAUCCCGUAGCAGCACUCGAGCUCUAACCUUCAGACGCUCCCGUCUCUUUCUCUCCCUUCCCACCUCCAUCGUUUGCCUCUCCACUCAAAACCCCUCCGGCGAAGAGUCUCGGUGGCUCCGGGAAGAGCAGAGGUGGCUUCGCGAGGAGCAAAGAUGGCUUCGUGAGGAGCAACGCUGGAUACGCGAGCGUGAAACCCUCCUCCAGGAGAUUGCGGAUCUCCAGCUCCGAAUUCAAACCCUAGAAUCUCGAAACCCGGAUACGAUCUCGAACUUAGCUGCUCUGCUUCAGGUUCUCAAGGACAAGAAUCGAAUUUCAGAGAGUGGGUCGAGCGCAAAGCCGAUGGUACUGGAGAAUACGAGAGAAGUCGAGGAAGAAGAAGAAGAAGAAGAAGAAGAGGAAGUGGUGGUUGUGGAGAAGCAGGUGGUUGCUGAAGAGAAGGCUAAGGUUUCGGAGCCGGUGAAGAAGAAGAGGGUGACUUUGAAGGGGGGAAGCGAAGGUGAAGAGGUUCAAGCAAUGCAGGAAGCUUUGCUAAAAUUAGGAUUCUAUUCGGGUGAGGAGGACAUGGAGUUUUCCAGCUUCUCAAGUGGGACAGCAAGAGCUGUUAAGACUUGGCAAUCAUCUUUAGGCGUCCGUGAAGACGGGGUAAUGACAGAAGAGCUCCUUCAGAUGUUGUUCAUGGAUCAAGUAAUCAAUGAAGACGUAAAGACAGAGAAGGUUGAAACAAGUACAAUGAAGCAAGAGACCAAGGAAGCUGGUAAUGGAGCAGUAAAGACGCAGCAGUCAAUCAUGAAAGACCAAGGGAACAGAGGAAAUGAGGUUUCUCAACAUCGGGUUUUCCUUCUCGGAGAAAACCGGUGGGAAGAUCCCUCAAGGCUCAACAAACCAAGUAAAUCUACAGAUACCAGAAGGAAGUGCAUCACUUGUCGAGGGGAGGGUCGAUUGAUGUGCCUAGAGUGCGAUGGAACCGGUGAACCAAACAUUGAGCCGCAGUUUAUGGAAUUGGUUGAUGAAGAUGCCAAGUGUGUGUACUGUGAAGGUCUUGGCUAUACAGUUUGCGAUGUCUGUGAAGGCAAAACAGCCGUUUAAUCAAAGGUUCAUGUUUUUAAUAUACAUACACAUUUACUUAUCUGUAAUAAUCAUAUAUAUGUUUCUUUUAUGAACACCAAAAAUGUACAAACAACUCUUCUGUAUAUCAGCUGCUAAUCUUUGCAUUAGUCUUGUUAUAAAAGAGAGGUUUUGUCCA
Molecule: messenger RNA, 1400 nt
Organism: Brassica napus (rape)
Lineage: Eukaryota; Viridiplantae; Streptophyta; Magnoliopsida; Brassicales; Brassicaceae
Product: protein disulfide isomerase pTAC5, chloroplastic-like
Exons: 6
Coding region: 113-1243 (376 amino acids)
Source: RefSeq, a predicted model, not a curated record